AUGACCCCUCCAGUAACAGAGCAGGAUGCACUUAUUUCUCAUUUUUGUGCUAUCACAGGCGUGAGUCCGGCAGAGGCUCGAAGCUGUCUUAGCAACAACGACUGGGACUUGGACCAGGCUGUUGCGGAAUACUACCCUGACGAGCAAGAUUUUGAGUCUGGGGAAAAUCCUGAAAUAAGAAGCGGACAAUCGCUUGCUGAGGCAAGCCAGGCGGCAGAACCAUCUUCAGCUGCUUCUACGAGAAAGCCAGCAAAAAAAAAGUUCGCAACUCUCCGUGAUCUGAGCUCAUCCGAUCCAGCCCAGGAUGAGCCAGACAGCGAUAAUGAUGAUCCACCAAACCUUUUCACAGGCGGGGAAAAGUCAGGACUAGCGGUUCAGAAUCCUGAUGAUAUAAAAAAGAAAAUAAUUGAAAAAGCAAAAAAAGGGUUACCGCAAGAAGAUGAUUCGCAAUCAAAGAGAUCUUAUUUCACCGGUACAGCCCGCACACUAGGUGGUGAUGACGCCCCGAGCAGGGUUAUUGAAGAUCCAAAUGCAAAUAGCUCAGCAUCACUUGAGCGUGUUAAUCGAACGCUUCAUUUUUGGAAUAACGGGUUUUCUGUAGAUGACGGUGAUCUUUACCGCUCCGAUGACCCGAGAAACGCCCAUAUUCUGGAAAAUAUCCGGCAAGGGCGAGCCCCGCUCUCAAUAAUGAACGUUGAACCAGGACAAUAUGUCGAUGUGGAAGUCAAUCAGCAUGAUACUGAUUACGUGAGACCAAAAUCUCAGUAUAAGCCGUUCUCUGGUGCGGGGCAGCGUUUGGGAAGCCCAACACCGGGUCCCGCCGUUCAAACCAUACCAUUAUCUUCUGCCACCGCGACAAUAGCAACCAAUGCAGAGACGAAGCCGCGGACUCCAGAGAUCGACGACUCGAAGCCUACAAUUACUCUUCAAAUUAGAUUGGGCGAUGGUACGCGGUUAACGAGUCGUUUCAAUGCCACAAGCACCAUCGGCGAUGUCUACGAUUUUGUCGCAGCCUCAAAUACCAGUAGCCAAACGCGCCCGUGGGUUUUAAUGACCACUUUCCCCAGCACUGAGCUAAAAGAUAAGUCGGCGGUUCUUGGAGAACUAAAAGAAUAUCAGCGCGGAGGAGUUGUUGUCCAGAAGUGGGCAUAA
Molecule: messenger RNA, 1152 nt
Organism: Ophidiomyces ophidiicola
Lineage: Eukaryota; Fungi; Ascomycota; Eurotiomycetes; Onygenales; Onygenaceae
Gene: SHP1
Product: protein phosphatase regulator
Exons: 3
Coding region: 1-1152 (383 amino acids)
Biological process (GO): nuclear membrane reassembly; Golgi organization; autophagosome assembly
Cellular component (GO): nucleus; cytosol
Molecular function (GO): ubiquitin binding
Source: RefSeq, a predicted model, not a curated record